Messenger RNA from Ostrinia furnacalis (Asian corn borer), 1127 nucleotides. It is a transcript of the gene asf1, whose product is annotated as histone chaperone asf1. Gene Ontology annotation, cellular component: chromatin; nucleus. Gene Ontology annotation, molecular function: histone binding. The record is from RefSeq and is a predicted model, not a curated record. Lineage: Eukaryota; Metazoa; Arthropoda; Insecta; Lepidoptera; Crambidae. Bases 182 to 832 code for a protein of 216 amino acids. Gene Ontology annotation, biological process: DNA replication-dependent chromatin assembly. The transcript has 2 exons.
GAACCGCCAAAAUAGACGUCAGUUUGUCACUUUUUUACGGACACCAACCGUAAUUUUCUGCUGUGCAAUCGCAAAUUUGUUUUCUUUUUCGUGCCAAACGUAUAAAAUACAAAUAAAUAAACUCUAUUCUAGUGUACUAACAGUGUUGUAAGACCAAAGACGCGUGUAAAUCUCAAAAACAAUGGCAAAGGUGCACAUAACCAAUGUGGUUGUGCUCGACAACCCCAGUCCGUUUCUCAACCCUUUCCAAUUCGAAUUAACAUUCGAAUGCAUAGAAGAACUUAAAGAGGACCUCGAAUGGAAGAUGAUCUACGUCGGAUCGGCGGAAACAGAAGAGCACGAUCAGGUUUUGGACACGAUAUACGUAGGUCCAAUACCAGAGGGUCGGCAUAUGUUUGUCUUCCAGGCGCCUCCGCCUGACGUCAACCGCAUACCUGAAAACGACGCUUUAGGAGUCACAGUCGUCUUACUAACAUGUUCAUACAGAAAACAGGAGUUCGUCAGAGUUGGUUACUUCAUAAACAACGAGUACAGUGAAAACGAGCCGGAAUUACGGGAAAAUCCGCCGGCGAAGCCCCAGUUUGACAAAGUAGUGAGAAAUAUUCUAGCAUCAGAGCCUAGAGUGACCAGAUUUAAGAUAAACUGGGCCGAGCCUGAUGCAGCAACUGGCACGGACUCCGGUGAUGGUAAUUUGGAAACGUCACAUGCUCCGAGCAAUGAUUCUUACGGUGCAUCGUUCAAUGCGGACAGUCAAAUCAGUGGUAUAGAGUUCCAGGGUAGUCUAAGUGGUUACGGUGACAAUUCAAAUUCGAUCGCUCCUAUGGAAUGCUGAGAUUACCGAAACUUAGUGAAAUGACGCGGAUGGUGUUAACAAGUUGUUUGUACGGACAACAGCAAAAUUAGUGAUAGAAUAAUAACGACUGAUGAAUGGUUUUGUUAAUAUAGUGUAAUAUAGGUUAGUUUGUAAAACUGAUAAGCCAUGGACGAUGCAUUAUAUUGGAUUGGUAUUCCUAUUUAUUCUUUGUUCUGCUCUUACACUCAUGGGUGCUGAAAACUGAAUCACAGGAAAAGGCACUGACUAUUGGUGAUAUGCUAGUGGACAUUUCAAUUAUUUGUCAUAAUUAAAU